AUGAAGUACGUUCUAGUGUCUGGAGGUGUCAUAAGUGGCAUCGGCAAGGGUAUCAUUGCCUCGUCCACGGGAUUGUUGCUCAAGACCGUCGGGCUGAAGGUCACGGCCAUCAAGAUCGACCCGUAUCUCAAUGUCGACGCCGGGACCAUGGCCCCAACCGAGCACGGGGAGUGUUUCGUGCUCGACGAUGGUGGUGAAGUUGACCUCGAUCUGGGCAACUACGAGCGCUACCUCAACGUCACUUUGACCUUGGAGAACAGCAUCACGACUGGCAAAAUGUACCAGCACGUCAUCGAACGCGAGCGGCGAGGAGACUACCUGGGAAAGACUGUGCAGGUGGUUCCGCACAUCACAAACGCGAUCCAGGACUGGAUAGAGCGAGUGGCCAGGAUCCCCGUGGAUGACACAAAGGAAGAGCCGGACGUCUGCAUAAUCGAGCUUGGUGGAACGGUGGGUGACAUUGAGAGCGCACCCUUCAUCGAGGCCAUGCGCCAGCUGAGAAGAAGGGCUGGCCGUGACAAUUUCGUCCACAUCCACGUUUCUCUGGUUCCCGUCAUCAGCGGCGAGCAGAAGACGAAGCCUACGCAGCAAGCUAUCCGGGACGCGCGCGCAGCUGGUCUGGCGCCUGACUUGAUUGGUUGCCGUUGUCAGCAACCACUCGAGGACGCCACCAUCAACAAGAUCGCCAUGUUUUGUCAGGUCGAGCCCAUGCAGGUAUUGGCCGUCCACGAUGUCGAGUCGACCUACCACGUUCCGCUGCUGCUAGAGCAACAAAAACUACCGGAUCAAUUACGCGACCUUUUCCGGCUCGAUGCAUACCCCAUCGCGCCCACGCUGGUGACGAGAGGCCACCAGCUAUGGAGCGACUGGAAGAAGCUGACCACUUCACAAGAACGCUUCCUAGAGACGGAGAAAGUCACCAUCGCCCUGGUCGGCAAGUACACUAACCUCCACGACUCCUACCUCUCCGUCAUCAAGGCGCUCGAGCACAGCGCCAUGGCCUGCCAACGCAAACUCAACCUCAUCUGGGUCGAUGCGGGUAACCUCGAAAAGGCCACGCUGGAAUCCAAUCCCGAAACAUAUCACAAAGCCUGGCAUGAACUGUGCACCGCCGACGGCGUUCUCGUACCUGGCGGCUUCGGCCAUCGCGGCACAGAGGGCAUGGUCGCGGCCGCAAACUGGGCCCGUACCAAGCCCAAGCCCUACCUCGGGAUAUGCCUAGGCAUGCAAGUCGCCGUCAUUGAAUACGCCCGCAACGUCUGCGGUCUCAAGGGCGCCCACUCGGUCGAGCUCGACGCCCGAACCACCGACCCUGUCGUGGUCUUCAUGCCCGAGAUCGACAAGGCAACCAUGGGAGGAAACAUGCGCCUCGGACUGCGUCCCACUCUUUUCCAAGAGAAGACUUCCUGGUCCCGCCUGCGCAAACUGUACGGCAACGCCCCCGCGGUGAAUGAACGGCACCGCCACCGCUACGAAGUCAACCCCGAAUAUAUCACGCGCCUCUCCGACGCGGGCCUCACGUUCAUCGGCAAGGACGACAAGGGCGAACGAAUGGAGGUCAUCGAGCUGGAGGACCAUCCCUGGUUCGUGGGCGUGCAGUUCCACCCCGAGUAUCUGUCCCGGGUGCUCAGGCCAAGUCCGCCUUAUUUGGGCUUCGUGGCCGCCAGCGCGGGCGUACUGGAGAAGGUCACCGCGCAGAGUGCCGCGAUGCAGGAACAAGUCAACGGUGAUGCCGCCGGUGAAGUGCACGGAGGCGUGAAUGGCGUGAACGGCCUGACGAAUGGAGUCAAACCGGCCUCACAUGGCUUUUAG
Cladophialophora carrionii CBS 160.54 is the source of this 1812-nucleotide messenger RNA. RefSeq names its product CTP synthase. Gene Ontology annotation, cellular component: cytoophidium; cytoplasm. The record is from RefSeq and is a predicted model, not a curated record. Gene Ontology annotation, molecular function: identical protein binding; CTP synthase activity. Gene Ontology annotation, biological process: CTP biosynthetic process; pyrimidine nucleobase biosynthetic process. NCBI's taxonomy places the organism in Eukaryota, Fungi, Ascomycota, Eurotiomycetes, Chaetothyriales, Herpotrichiellaceae. The transcript is spliced from 4 exons. The coding region runs from base 1 to 1812 and encodes 603 amino acids.